This is a messenger RNA of Bombina bombina (fire-bellied toad), 3279 nucleotides long. RefSeq lists its product as uncharacterized. NCBI's taxonomy places the organism in Eukaryota, Metazoa, Chordata, Amphibia, Anura, Bombinatoridae. The record is from RefSeq and is a predicted model, not a curated record.
AUGAAGUCAUUCCUUGACUCAAUUGCUGUCCCCACGAUCCAACAAGAGGACCUAGAUAUACUAGAUGCACCCAUCUCGUUACAGGAAGUAAUACGCACAAUCAAAUCUCUCCCAGGUAGUAAAUCCCCUGGUCCGGAUGGCCUUUCGUCCAAAUUUUAUCAACUUUUAACUGGUAAAGUCAGCCCUCAUUUACUCAAACUCUUUCAGUCUAUAGACCAAAGUCUUUCUUUCACCCAGCCUCUAUUAGAAGCCAUGAUUACAGUAAUCCCUAAACCUGAUAAACCUAAGGACAACGUAGGCAGUUAUAGGCCAAUCUCCUUAAUAAACGUUGACAUCAAGAUCUAUGCUAAGAUCCUAGCAAAUCGCCUUAAUCCUAUCCUUCCGAAAGUCAUACAUCCAGAACAGGCUGGAUUCAUCAGGGGCCACAAUGCAAAAACAGAAGAUACCAUCCAGCACCCAGGUCACUGCAUGCCACAUAGGAAUACCACCACACCGUACCAUAAAUACCAAAACAUUCCAAAUAAUGUGGCAGCAAAUGUGAAGUCAAACAGAUUUCUCCUUGAGAAACAGGCAAGUGAACUUGUUCAUUUGGAUCAUUUGCUGAUGGCAGAAGAAAUACAUCGGAUCUGGGAAUUCUACGAUUGCUAUAAAGUUCUCUCAAAAGGAAAUUUAAAAGAAAAUCUCACAAAUCUCAUUGAAGGUUCCCAUAAUAAAGAUAAACCAGAUAUUAAACAGAAGCUUUGCAGUGGGCAGAACGACAUGUGCUGGGAGUGGGCAAAACUUCAAGAGGAUUUGGUGAUUAUGCACAACACUGCCCAUCAGACUCUGCAACAGAAACAUCAAGAAGAGGUUAAAACUCUGUGUCUGGAUGCUGGUGCAGUGAUCCCUGGGAAUUAUUUGUACAGAGAUACUGAAGGCGCCAUUGUACAGCUUGCACGAGAUAUGCAAACAGUCUAUGUGUGUGACGCACAGGAAGCUUCUUCAGUAGAAGCUCCAGUGCGGUCAGACGAUAAAGACAUUCAGGAUAUGCUUCUGAGAACAAUAGCGGGCAAGCUGGUGAGACAAGAGCUAUUAAUGCAGAUUCGUACCUACACACUACUUGAUGCUUACAAUAAACUUCAGGUUGACAACUGUGUUGGGGAAGUUCAGAAAAUACUAAAGAACAUUCAGUCGUGCUCAGGAAAGGCAGCUGCUGAAGAGACGGCUAAAGCAAUGGAACAGCGACAAAUAGAGAAACUUGUUGCUUUCUUUAAAAAGUCCCAUAAUGAAGAAGAGAUGCAGGGCGUACAGUUGUCCUUGAGUGACAUGAAACAGCAGAUUAAAGAGGAACAUUAUACAUUAACUGAGCAGCUGUUGCAAGUUAAAGACAAGAUACUGUUGCAAGAACUGAUGAAGUCAGGAAGUCGUAACAUGGAUCAUGUAGUCUGCUGCGUACUCUCACAGACGCACCUGCGCCAGAUGGUUGUGCUCCUACAGCAAGCGUUCAAGGCUCAAACACACAAUAAGGAGACGUGGUCACAUGGAACAAGGCUGUAUGAGGAUACAAUGGGACAUUGUCAAGAAGACAUCUUGAAUUUGCUGAAGAAUAAGUCAGAAGCUAUAGAGUCACUGCUGGACUUACAUCACAUCGUACAAAAGAUGCAGCUGCGAGAACAUCAGUUGGAGGAAAUAGCCAGUGGGUUAAAAGAAUAUUGCUGUGAUAAGGUCCAUAUUCUUUCCUGUGUAGAAGAAGCUCUGUAUUUGGCAACUGAACUUCGCACAUUCAGGGAGCAGAAACUGAAAAAACUCAGAGAAGACCUGAACUAUAUAUGUGAAGCAAGUAAAAAGCCAAAAUCCCUGUCACUGGUACCAAAUGAAGAGAAGGCGACAGAAGACACAACAUUUAUAAAGGAUUGCCAAGAAAAACAAGCAGAGCUGGAGCAAGUCUACAGGAAGCAGAUGUCAGAGGAGAGGUUGAAACUACAAGACCAGUUAGAACGAGGAGAGCUCAGUGGUUUGCUGAAACAGAAACUCAUUAAGGAACAUGACGAAACUGUAGCGUUCUUGGAAAAGACACUUCAGCGAGACCUUGAUAAGCUCAGUAUAAAACUAGAAGAGGAGCAAAAGAGGAAAAAGACAUUCCUAAAAAAUCUGAGUAUCAGCUCCACUUCAGGAAGACUUAGCGCUCAGAGUAGCGCUGAGCAGGAUAUACUCACAUUAUUAACAGAGAAUAUUCGUGUUCUCCAGCAAGCGGAACAAGUCACAGCAUUAAGAAUCACAUAUUUGUCCUCUCAACCAUUUUCCGGUAAUUUCCCAGAUAAAGGAAAUAAAUUCCGAGAUCUUAUGGAUUUACAGCUAACAAAAAAGGGAGAGCUAACCGUUGUGCACCUAGCGGAACUAACAGCAAGAGAGUUUGUGGUUUACCAGUACGGUAUCUAUAUCCUGCAACUUCUUACGUCCCAUAACUAUACUCCAGAAAUAAACUUGCACAUUGCCUCUUGUAUUCCUGAGAGCAGUUACAGAGGGAAUGGAUUUCGCAAUUCUUUUUUUUACCAGAAUUCAGAGCGCUGUCUGUUUGUUUCCCGGGAGUAUUUGCAGUCUGACGGCAGCUUCAUUCUGCUGCUAGUGCACUGCAUAAGUCACAUUGUUGUGCAGGACCUCAGAGACGACACAAACCCCACCUUCCUCAGGACAUUUUAUCAGGCCCUGAAGAUUUGCCUCAGCGACGGCUUCUUUUCAUCUAUUUCCCAAGAUGCAACAACCAGUUUACACCUUCAGGAUUUGUUUCUGAACAGAGAAUCAUUUCUUACAAAACAAUCAGAUCUCAACUCUCAUUUAUUAAGGCUGAAAAUGAAUUCAGAUCCUUUGAAGAAAGCCAGAGAGAUGUUGUCUCAACACAAUAUUGAGCUUUUACUGCAAAAUAAACUGUCUAUGAAGAAGAGAAAAUCUUUCAUGCUGAGCUUCAUGGGAAACAGCAGGCACGUUAAUAAUGAACCGGGGACAAAACUGCAUUUCAAGGAUUGUGUCAGUAUUGAAGAUCUGGAGGAGGAAUUGGACCAGCUAAAUUCUGAAUUAGCAAACAUUUUGGAAAAAGAAAUGGAGUCACAAAUUGAUUAUAAUGAUGAAGGGAUAUAUUCUCUUCAGAUGAUGUCACUGGAAAAAGAAUGUCUGAGAACAAAGAUACAAUAUCUGGAAGACAAAAUAACUGAACAGAACAUGGUAUGAUUAAUCCCCAACUCUAAACUUCACUGACUCCUAAAUCUGAAUGAUUAGAAAAUAUCUUGUUUGUGUGGUUAAGCA